AGAACAUACAUUAUUUUUGAGCUAAAACAUCCCCUAAUAUUUGCACUCUGCUGGAUUAAUAUAUUUUCACUCUCGUUGUUCUGUUACCGGCUUACGCCGAAGAGCUCGUUUUAUCUUGGGGAAAGAUUUUCGCUAGUCGGAAAUACUUUCUUGAGGACAGCGUCUGACGCGUCUCGAGCUACAUUAUUUUCUAACGUUAUUUUUGCAGGUAUAUCCGGCCGAAUUUCCUCCAACAAUCUCAAGAAAGUAUUUGGCGUCGGAUAUGUCUGCACGUGUGAUCUCACAAGGCGUUGUCGCUGCACUCAUCACGGCCAUGUUAUUUUUGCAUGUGUGGUGUGAUUUAGACUGCCUGACAAAGUGGAAAUGGAAUUAUGGAAUAUGACUUUGGGAAUACAAAGGACAUAAAAAGACCAAUGGGCAGGGAAGAGGGAUAUGAAGCAGCGUUCAUGAUUUGGGGCUUGGCAAAAUGCAGAGUUAGAAUACGAAAGAAAAAGGAAGGGGUCCGACAACUAUAUACGGAGUACUACGUAUAUAUAUACUCGAAGUCCCCAACCUGAAAUAAGACUCAGCUAGUCAGUUGUGCACAGUGCAUUGAACUGCCAGAUUACUUUCCGCCGGAAGGGGGAAAGCCGCCGUUGGCUGCCGGCUAGAUCGCUGUCGUAGCUCGCCGGAGUCGCCACCAGAAGGAAUAGCCCCUACAUUCGGCUGGAUCAACUGCCUCGAACAAGCCAAGGUACGGCCCACAGAGCAUUUGGCUCGGCUUUCCUUCCCUUGUUUACCCGUUCUGACUAUUUUUUUUCUCUGUCGUUGUAUAUUUCCACAAAGAUUUCAUGGAUGCCAAGCGGGAUAUGAAGGGCCUUGCCGGUGAUAUGGAGGAGGCCAAGGCGCUGCUCAAUGCAGUCCGAAAGAUGUUUUCGGACCUCGAGGCCAAGGCGACCAAGGGUGAGAAGGUCAUGCAAGAGCUGGCUGAGGUGAAUGAGCGGCUGGGAUGCCGAGACAAUGAGAUUCGGGCCCUUCGUGCCAAGGUGAAAGCAGCCGAGGAAGUCGGGGUGUCUUUCAAAAAGAGAAAGGAGGACAACCCCUCGGCCCCGUUCAUUGCUGAUGUUUCGAGCAUUAAGAAACAGGGCUCGAUCGAUUUCCAACGCUCGGCCGGAAUGAAGGCAGCCCUCAAAAAUACCUCUCAGAAGUUCCUGUCGGAGUACAUAGGCGUGUUCUUGCUGUUGGAAUAAAGGAGUUUAUGAGUAUUGUAUUUAGGUGAUUGUGUGUGGAAGAGAGAAUUUUAGAGAGAGAUGAUUUUGGAAGAACUUGAAACUUUUAUUGAUUUGGA
Messenger RNA from Cuscuta epithymum, 1327 nucleotides. The record is from the annotation of a GenBank genome assembly. Lineage: Eukaryota; Viridiplantae; Streptophyta; Magnoliopsida; Solanales; Convolvulaceae.